Messenger RNA from Cyanistes caeruleus (blue tit), 2016 nucleotides. It is a transcript of the gene CERKL, whose product is annotated as CERK like autophagy regulator. The record is from RefSeq and is a predicted model, not a curated record. Lineage: Eukaryota; Metazoa; Chordata; Aves; Passeriformes; Paridae. Gene Ontology annotation, molecular function: lipid kinase activity. Gene Ontology annotation, biological process: phosphorylation; sphingolipid metabolic process.
UGAACCAAGUCUCUCUGGCAAGAGUUGCCUUCUUGGUGGGUCAUACGAAAGGGACAGAAGGUGAUUCCAGUGUGGCUUUACAAGUUCAAGAGGAGAUUAUUGAAAUGAAAGAUGUAUUUUCAGUAAAACUGAAACGUCGUCGUUUUGCAGGGCAGAAAAAAGGUGGUACUUUGUUGGGUAUCACAAUUUUUAAAUGCUUGAAUAAAGAAGAGAAUAAGCUUACAGACUGUGCUAUCCAUUUAAAUAACUUGAGUGAAGAUCAUUGUCAGUUAUGGUUUAGACAUCUGAAGGAAAUUUUGAAUGGCUUUCAAAACAGACCUAAAUCCUUGAAAGUGUUUGUUAAUCCAAGCAGCCACAAAAGAGAAGCCACUCAGAUUUAUUAUGAAAAGGUUGCACCUCUUUUUAAACUUGCUGACAUAAAAACUGAUGUCACAGUAACUGAAUAUGAAGGACAUGCUCUCUCAGUACUGAAAGAAUGUGAGCUGCAGGCAUUUGAUGGGGUGGUUUGUGUUGGUGGAGAUGGAUCUGUCAGUGAAGUUGCUCAUGGGCUACUACUCAGAGCCCAGAUGGAUGCUGGGAAAGACACGGACUAUGUAUCAAAGCCUGUCAGAGCACCAGUUCCUCUUGGAGUAAUACCAGCAGGUACUACAAAUAUUUUGGCCCAUACACUCUAUGGUAUUAAACACGCAGUGACAGCGACAUUGCACAUUGUGAUGGGACACGUUCAAGCAGUAGAUGUGUGUACUUUCAGCACUCCAAGCAGGCUGCUGCGCUUUGGGUUCUCAGCCAUGUUUGGGUUUGGGGCGAGGACUUUGGCUUUGGCCGAGAAGCACCGCUGGAUGCCCUCCAGUCAGAGGAAGGAUUUUGCUUUCAUCAAAACACUGGCAGAUCUCAAGGCAGAGGAAUGUGAAUUAUCAUUUCUCCCUCUACAAACUGUGCAGGAAGACUCUCAUGAGAAGGAUGGAAAGAAGAAAGAGAGAACAAAAAAAGGUAGCAAGGAUCAAUGGCAGAAAAUUCAGGGUCACUUCCUGAAUGUGAGCAUUAUGGCAAUCCCUUGUCUGUGUUCAAUGGCACCAAGAGGCUUGGCACCUAAUACGAGGUUGAAUAAUGGAAGCAUGGCUCUUAUUGUUGUGCAAAAUACUUCUCGAACAGAGUUUAUAAGGCAUCUGAAAAGAUACACCAGUGUAAAAAAUCAGUUCAAUUUUCCCUUUGUUGAGACCUACACAGUUCGAGAAGUAAAAGUACAACCAAGGCUGAAAAGUGGACCUGAUGCCAAGGAAAAUGUGUGUCUGAAUGCAGAAGGAAACUACCCUUGGAAUAUAGAUGGGGACUUAAUGAAGGAAGCAUCAGAAGUUCAUGUCCGAGUGCAUCCUCAACUUAUUGAUCUCUAUGGAGUGAACACCGAUGACCUGGAGAGUUCCCAAGUGACGUGCAACUGCAUAUAGAAGGGAGACACUGGAAAUUCUGUAAUAAAGAAUCCUGUUCUCACCCCUAUGUACAGCUCUCCAAGGUCUGGACUUGUACUGAUGCAAGAAGCUUGUACUUGUACUGUAGCAGAAGCUUAAUAAGGAUGUUUGUUCUAUUUCUGGGUUUAAAUUCUUAUUAAAUUAUACAUCUUUAUCAGGUUCUGUUUAACUGUAUCAAAGCUUUUAGGCUUUAACAAGAAAAAAAUUGAUUAUAUCGGUCUCUUAGAAAUCUGGGGUUUGAGAAGGGUCCAUCAGAAUAGAAGAAAUUUUUUUUUCAUUAGUCUAGAUUUUUUAGAAUGAGAUACUUCUAAGUCUGCUGCUGCUAUCCGUGUUGUCAGGUAACUCAGUUCAACACAGGGAAGAACCACUGCUCUACUCACCAGCUUUAGCUGAAGAGUGGUGGCAAAAGAAAAAUAUAUGCAUUUAUUUUUUUAAUCAAGUACUUCUAUUUCUAGUUAUAGUUUUUAAUGUUGCCUUAAUCUAUUCACUCUCAAAAUGUUUCUAGUCAAAUAAUAUAAAAGAAUAUGCUGUUGUUAAAAUGUAUUUUAAA